Molecule: messenger RNA, 1572 nt
Organism: Panicum hallii
Lineage: Eukaryota; Viridiplantae; Streptophyta; Magnoliopsida; Poales; Poaceae
Product: UDP-galactose/UDP-glucose transporter 2-like
Exons: 7
Coding region: 211-1263 (350 amino acids)
Biological process (GO): transmembrane transport
Cellular component (GO): Golgi membrane; endoplasmic reticulum membrane
Molecular function (GO): transmembrane transporter activity
Source: RefSeq, a predicted model, not a curated record
UCUUGGGGACUACUGGUAGUAGCAGUUUCAGUGUUCUGUUUCGCGAGCCCACCCAGGACGACUCCACCGAUUCCUUCCUUGUUCCUCGCCCUCAUACCGUAACUACUAGCCCGCGCUCCCGGGCGCGCGCGCGUGCGGCCAUUGACCGGAUCCUUCUUUCAUUCUCCUUGGAGAGGGAUAGAGAGGGAAAGAGGAGGAGGCGCCAGCGCCAUGACCGGAGCGGAGGAGCAGGGGAGGACGCUCUUCGGCGUGCGCCUCACGGACCGGCCCAGGUGGCAGCAGUUCUUGAUCUGCGCCUCGGGCUUCUUCUUCGGCUACCUCGUCAAUGGCGUCUGCGAGGAAUACGUCUACAACAGGCUUCAGUUCAGCUAUGGGUGGUACUUCACGUUCGUGCAGGGGUUCGUGUACCUGGCCCUGAUACGCCUGCAGGGAUUCACGAUGAAGCAGAUGGUGAAUCCCUGGCGGACGUACGUGCGCCUCUCGGCCGUGCUCAUGGGCUCCAAUGGCCUCACCAAGGGCUCCCUCGCAUUCCUCAACUACCCUGCACAGAUCAUGUUCAAGUCAACCAAGGUUCUACCAGUGAUGAUAAUGGGGGCCUUUAUCCCCGGCUUGAGACGCAAAUACCCAUUCCAAGAGUAUGUAUCAGCCGUGAUGCUUGUCAUCGGCCUCAUACUCUUCACGCUCGCGGAUGCGCAGACAUCGCCUAAUUUUAGCAUGGUUGGCGUGGCCAUGGUGUCUGGGGCGCUCGUCAUGGAUGCCUUCCUUGGCAACCUGCAAGAAGCAAUCUUCAAGAUGAACCCAGACACGACCCAGAUGGAGAUGCUCUUCUGCUCCACUGUUGUUGGCCUUCCAUUCCUAGCGCUGCCAAUGGUGUUAACUGGGGAGCUCAUGACGGCAUGGACUUCAUGUUCCCAGCACCUGUACGUGUACGCGGUGCUGGUGUUCGAGGCGAUGGCCACGUUCGUCGGCCAGGUCUCCGUGCUCUCCCUCAUCGCACUUUUCGGCGCCGCAACCACCGCCAUGGUGACGACGGCGAGGAAAGCGGUGACGCUGCUGCUGUCCUACCUGAUCUUCACCAAGCCCCUGACGGAGCAGCACGUCACGGGGCUCCUCCUGAUUACCAUGGGUAUCGUGCUCAAGCUCCUGCCGGAGAACCAGGAAGGCGGUCCGCGCCGGCAGGCGAAGAAGGUGGAGCGCUCUUACGACGACGACAAGAAGCGGGUGAUCAGAGAAUUAGAGGAGGAAAAAACUGCCUUGGUAUAGUGCGACACUGACCCAAGCAAAACAAGGCCGGCUCGACGAACAACAAUGCCAAAAGAAAGCCAGCCCUAAGAAGGAUAGGAUACAAAAAGGAUAACAGGAAUCGAUAGUCUCUUUCUCCCUCCCGCUUUUCUCGUGUAAUGUGCAAAUACAAACUACUUUUUUCGCCCAAAAAAUCAGGCUUAUCUUGUAGGGAUAGGAGACUGAACAGACGCGAUUUCUCGUAUUGCGCAUAUAACUGCUAGUAUGUAACAUCAUCGCUGAGCCUGUUGUAGUUGAUGCAAUGGCUGGCAUCUUCCAUCUUCUUCUCUA